CUGCUUGGUCUGCACAGGAGUUGGUGGAUCUCAUUGCUGUGUAGGGAGAAGAGUCUGUGCAAGCAGAGCUCCGAUCCAUCAAAAGAAACACUAACAUCUGUGCAAAGAUCACUCGUGGAAUGGGGGGGACACACACAGCAGUGCCGUGUGAAAAUAAAAUAACUUUGCCAAGCGUACCAGAAGGCAAGGAAGGCGAACAGUCGUUCUUGUGCUGAACCCCACACAUGCCAGUUCUUCAAUGAGCUGCAUGUGAUUCUCCCAGCACCCCCACAAGCAACAUGGACACCUCACAGGUGUAAGAGUCUAGGGACAACAAGGAGGAUUAUAUGGUGGAGGAGGAAAAUGGGAGACAGGCGACCGAUGGAUCCAUUCUCCCCAAGAGCCAGGAAAUACUUUUAACCCUAAAGCCCUGUGGGUUGCAGGACAUCACUGUGGCUGACCAUGAUGCCAGGGAAGGCACCUCGGAAUGUCUGAAAGUCAGGAGACAAACAAUGGAAGCCACACCAGCAAGAUUGGUUCCAACAGUGGCAGCUCUGCUGUGUGCUUUGGGCAGUACCAGUAUACGGCAGCCGAAUACCUGGCCAUCCAGAAUGCCCUGCGUCAGAGGUUGGGUCCAGAGUACAUCAGCAGCCGGCAGGCUGGUGGAGGACAAAAGGUUUGUUAUAUUGAGGGUCACAGGGUCAUCAGUCUGGCCAAUGAGAUGUUUGGCUACAAUGGCUGGGCUCAUUCGGUCACUCAGCAGAAUGUUGGAUGGGUCGUACCAUGAAGAUGUGGGUUAUGGAGUGAGUGAGGGCCUGAAGUCUAAGGCAUUGUCCCUAGAAAAGGCAAGGAAAGAAGCAGUGACAGAUGGACUGAAGAGGGCACUCAAGUGCUUUGGAAAUGCUCUUGGGAACUGCAUCCUGGACAAAGACUACCUGCGAUCAGUGAAUAAACUUCCUCGUCAGCUGCCUCCUGAGUUGGAUUUGGCCAAAGCAAAAAGGCAAGACUUUGAGCCUGCAAUAGAGAAGGCUAGAUACAGUAGCUGUCUGCAGAAGCAGAGUGCAUGGCAACCCCAGCACUGUGAGAGCAUGUCCCCAUGCAAACCUGGCCAGGAAGCAGCUUCCUUAAGCACAGUUGAGCAGGAGCAGCAAAACAGCUCCAGACAUAGCAUCACCUUAGUCUGUGGGAGUGAUGCCACUUACCAGCGGAAGUUACGGCAGAAGCAGCUUCAGCAGCAGUUCCGGGAGCAAAUGGAGAAAAAACAGCUGACAGUAGCCAAUCCAGUCAGCAAACAGACAGCAUCUCAUCCCUCACGGGUGAGACACAGCACUCCAGCAGCAGCACCCCAGGAACCAACCGCCGAAGAGGAGUUCUUUGCAGAUGACCCUGAGCUUUGGGACAUCCCCCUGGAGACCACUGCUCUCUGUGAUACAGAGAGCCAUGAAAAAGCAGCUGUAGCAGCCCCGGCUCCUGCAACACCUCUUGGACACUAUCACAUGAUGACUCGCAGCAAGACCCCUCAAACAAUGAACCAUAAGAAACCACAAAUGAGGGCUGCAGUAUGGCAGGUGUCCCCUAGGCACAGGCCUUACAGCCCCUCUUCCAACCAAGGUGUACCAGCAGAGUGCAGCCCAUACAGGAAGAGCCAAGGCAUGAAGAAAAGGAAACUGGAACCCUCCUAACAGACAGGACCGCACCUUAAUGUUAGUUUCCUCAUGAUGAUUUGACCACAACCAUCUUUUCUGAAGCACAUCUGAAGAAACUGUUGAAACACAAAGGAAAAUCUAAUUCAUUAGAUCCAUGGCAUUCAUGCAAUGCUGAUCAUAGGCCAUCUUCUGUCAUAAGUCUUUCCUUACUUUAACCCCUCUUAAUGUGCUUGAUGUCCCCUCUUGUGGUUAAAAAGUUUGAUGCAUCAUUUCUUCCUGAGUCUUGCACUUCGGGAGCCUACCCAGUGCCAGGGCUUAUUUUAACUCCUUUGGAAUAACGUGAGAUGCAACUCUACUCUCUACUGGUAACUGAAGGAUGCCCUACUACUUUGCAUUUCAUCAUAGAGGGAGUAGUUUCCUUUAAUGUGGAUAGCAUUGAAUAAGAUCAGAUUUUGGAAAGAAUUAUUUGAUCAGAGACUUGUACACAUAGUAUGUGGUUGGAUGCGUUAAAGGAUUACAGUUGACUAGUUUGUUUUAGGUACUUGUUUUUAUAUUAAACUUUAUCCCUUUUUCUUACAGAAAAUGUGAAUAAACAUGCAAAUUCAGA
This is a messenger RNA of Dermochelys coriacea (leatherback sea turtle), 2232 nucleotides long. It is a transcript of the gene RAD52, whose product is annotated as RAD52 homolog, DNA repair protein. Gene Ontology annotation, biological process: double-strand break repair via single-strand annealing; DNA recombinase assembly; double-strand break repair via homologous recombination. Lineage: Eukaryota; Metazoa; Chordata; Testudines; Dermochelyidae. The record is from RefSeq and is a predicted model, not a curated record. The transcript is spliced from 11 exons. Bases 327 to 1661 code for a protein of 444 amino acids. Gene Ontology annotation, cellular component: nucleus.